UAAUCGCUGUUUUCUGUUAUCAUUUUAAGAAAAUAAAUUUUAAUCAAACUCGUUGACUUCAACUGCCGAGUUCAUCACAUUUAAAUGUGUUACAAGUGUCAAAUUUGCAUUAACUUAGUUCAGAAAUCUUUAUAGAAAUGCAACGCCGUAGAGCAGAAAAAAUUUUAACUAUGCUUCCCCCUGGUAAGGAUAGUAGUGAAAGUUCUGAUGAUGAUUCAGUUGAAUCAUAUCAUUCAAUUGGAGAAAUAUUAUGUGAAUCACCAUUACCUAUUGAGGCAAUAGAGAAUGAUGUAGAUGAACUUCUCAGAGAUAUUGAGUUAAAUCCAAUUGAUGAGUUUUUAGAAGAUUUUGAAGAUUUACAAUCUAUUACAAGUGAUAAUGCUGUUGCUGAUAUAAUAGAAAUAGAAAUACCACAAAAUAUAGAGCCACAUACUCCUACUCUUAUGAAUAAUAUAUCUUCAUCAGUUAGUAAAAAAAAAACAGUUUUAUCAUCCGAAUCUGCAAGAAGGUCUAAACGUUUGUUGAGAAAUGCAGAAACGCCUCCAAUUCCAUUACCAUGUAUGUCACCUGACAUUGAGAAUAUUAAUAUACUACCUAACCAAAGGAAAAAAAUUAGAAAAAUUGACCACAUGCAAUUUAAUUGGGUAGCCGGGAAAAAAAUGAAUUUUGAAGUUAAUGUUCCUGAAUAUGAAUUUCAUACACAACAUGAUCAUGUACUGACUCCUGUUGAGUAUUUUAAAAGUUUUUUUUCUGAUGAUUUAUUUGAACUGAUUGUAGAACAAACAAAUCUCUAUUCAGUAGCAAAAAGUGGUAAGUCAAUUAAUUUAACUGUAAAUGAACUUCAGGAUUUUUUAAGUAUAGAAUUAUGGAUGGGAGUGGCUAAGUUACCAGCCUAUACUGACUACUGGUCUCAUCUAAUGAGUUAUGAAAAAGUUUCAAACAUAAUGCCACUUAAAAAAUAUCAAAAAAUUCUAAAAAAUAUACAUUUUAAUAAUAACGUAAGACCUCUUAUCGACAUUAUUCGUCGAAAUUGCUUGAAUCAAGAACAAGGCAAACGUUUCUCAAUUGAUGAAAUGAUGGUACCUUAUAAAGGGAAAAAAGCUGGCUCUCGACGGCAAUAUAUAAAAUCGAAACCAAAAAAAUGGGGAUUUAAAUUUUUUGUUCGCUCAGGUAUCAACGGUCUGGUUUAUGAUUUUUUUCCUUACUGUGGAGAAAAUACAUUCAAUAAUUACAAUUUUAGUGAUUAUGAAGAGAAGUUUUUUGGACUUGGACCAAAAGUUAUCCUUGCAUUAGUGUCAACAAUUCCAGACAAAAUCUUAAGUAUCGUUUAUUUUGACAAUUUUUUCAGUUCUCCUGAAUUGGUUUAUUAUUUGAGGGAAAAAUAUGGAACAUUGAGUCUAGGAACUGUUCAACAAAAUCGACUUCGACAUUGUCCAUUAUUAGAGGAAAAACAACUAAAAAAAAAAGGAAGAGGUAGUUUUAGCUACAUGUGUGACAGAAAAAAAAAAGUUCUAACUUUAAAAUGGUUAGAUAACAAACCAGUAUGUUUAAUAAGUUCUUAUGUAUCCGCUGACCCUAUUAAGAGCAUAAAAAGAUAUUCUAAAGAAAAGAAAAGUCGAGUUGAUGUACCAAUGCCAAAAAUUGUUGAGGAAUAUAACACCCACAUGGGUGGUGUUGACUUAUCAGACAUGUUGGUGGCGUUGUAUAGAACCGGGCUGAAAACACAUAAGUGGUAUAUGGCUGUAUUUUCCCAAUUACUUGACAUAUGUAUCAAUAAUGCUUGGUUGACAUAUCGAAGGGAUUGUAACCAAUUAAAAGAAAAAAAGAUUAUGCGUUUAAAAGAAUUUCGUAUACAUGUAGCCAUAGCACUAUCUGGAAAAGAAAAACCUAAAGUGGGUAGAAAACCUAACAAAAAUAAUCAAAUGGAACAUGUACAAAAGAUCAGGCGAACUGUGAUUCCUAGACCUAUUAGUGACAUAAAAUUUGAUAGAUUUGAUCAUUUUCCAACUCGUGUAUCAAAAGGUCGAUGCCGCCACUGUAAAAAAGGUCAGACAGUCUACAUCUGUACAAAAUGUGAUACACGUUUAUGCACACUGAAAAAUAGAGACUGUUUCAAUGAUUUCCAUACCAAAAAAUAA
Messenger RNA from Rhopalosiphum padi (bird cherry-oat aphid), 2138 nucleotides. Its product is annotated as piggyBac transposable element-derived protein 3-like. The transcript has 4 exons. The record is from RefSeq and is a predicted model, not a curated record. NCBI's taxonomy places the organism in Eukaryota, Metazoa, Arthropoda, Insecta, Hemiptera, Aphididae. Bases 138 to 2138 code for a protein of 666 amino acids.